Arabidopsis thaliana (thale cress) is the source of this 485-nucleotide messenger RNA. RefSeq lists its product as uncharacterized. Bases 191 to 349 code for a protein of 52 amino acids. The transcript has a single exon. The record is from RefSeq and is marked reviewed. Lineage: Eukaryota; Viridiplantae; Streptophyta; Magnoliopsida; Brassicales; Brassicaceae.
GGUGAUAAAAUUAUUCAUUAAGAUGAUUAGUUUGUGCAGAAAAAAUACAAACGAUGGAACUAUUAAAGUAGAAUGAAACUGAUAGUAGGAUGAUGCAAGAAUCGGAUCCGAUCAUACUAAUAUCAAAUAGAUAUUUGAUUUUACUUUAGCAUAACGAUAAUAAGAUUAGGCACAUGUUGUUCUUUAGGUAAUGCCUAGAUGUUCUAAGCAAAUUGGUCAUAAAUUCAAAUACGUACGGAAACAGUACCCAAGUGAUAUAUCUACUUAUCUAGCAACCCCCUCCUCCUCCACCACCAUCACCACUGCAACCGCCAAAAACGCCACCUUUACAGCAGCAACAGCAACUUGAAUCCUUCUUCUUUUCCUUCUUUUUGGAGCAAGCAAAUACGGCCAUGGUUACAAGUAACAACGACAGAAGAAACAUGAAAAUCAAGAACAAAACACCCCCAAAAGCAGCAGCUUCUUUCAUGUCAAACUAACUGAUA